This is a messenger RNA of Zootoca vivipara (common lizard), 2631 nucleotides long. It is a transcript of the gene GRM2, whose product is annotated as glutamate metabotropic receptor 2. Gene Ontology annotation, molecular function: G protein-coupled receptor activity. Gene Ontology annotation, cellular component: membrane. Gene Ontology annotation, biological process: G protein-coupled receptor signaling pathway. NCBI's taxonomy places the organism in Eukaryota, Metazoa, Chordata, Lepidosauria, Squamata, Lacertidae. The record is from RefSeq and is a predicted model, not a curated record.
AUGGCAUCCUCUGCCACCCUAUGGAUUCUGCUGGUCUAUCCUGUUGUGUGCCACACCAGCAUUCAUAGCCAGAGCCCUGGAUACAGUGUGGCAGCCAAGAAGGAGAUCAGCUUGGAAGGCGACCUGGUUAUUGGGGGCCUGUUCCCAGUCCACGAGAAAGGAAAUCCUACAGAGGAGUGUGGCAAGAUCAAUGAACAUCGUGGCAUCCAGCGCCUUGAAGCUAUGCUCUUUGCCCUAGAUGAGAUCAACAAGAACCAGCAGCUUCUGCCAGGCAUCACCCUGGGAGCUCACAUCCUAGACACCUGUUCCAAGGACACCUAUGCCCUAGAACAAUCGCUGGAUUUUGUGCGUGCCUCCCUCACCCGAGUGGAUGGCUCUGAGCACAUCUGCCCUGAUGGGUCCUAUGCCAUCCAUGAUGAUGUACCUACAGCUAUCACAGGGGUUAUCGGAGGUUCCUACAGUGACGUCUCCAUUCAGGUGGCUAACCUACUGCGACUAUUCCAGAUUCCCCAGAUCAGCUAUGCCUCCACCAGUGCCAAGCUCAGUGACAAGACUCGCUACGAUUACUUCGCUCGCACUGUCCCACCAGACUUCUACCAGGCGAAGGCUAUGUCUGAGAUCCUGCGUUUCUUCAACUGGACCUACGUCUCCACGGUGGCCUCAGAAGGCGACUAUGGAGAAACAGGCAUCGAAGCCUUUGAGCAACAAGCCCGGGCUCGUAACAUCUGCAUUGCCACCUCUGAGAAAGUGGGCCGUUCCAUGAACAAGAAGACCUUUGACGGGGUGAUCAAGGCCCUGCUGCAGAAGCCCAGCGCAAGGGUGGUGGUGCUAUUCACCCGGAGCGAAGAUGCCCGAGAGCUUUUGGCAGCCGCUCAGAGGAUCAAUGUGUCCUUCACGUGGGUGGCCAGUGAUGGCUGGGGUGCUCUCGAGAGUGUGGUGUCUGGCAGUGAGCCAAUAGCUGAGGGAGCUAUCACCAUUGAAUUGGCUUCCUACCCGGUGCAGGAAUUCGCAGUGUACUUCCGGAACCUUGACCCCUACAACAACAGCCGAAACCCUUGGUUCCGGGAGUUCUGGGAACACAAGUUCCAGUGCAGCUUCCACAGCCAGAACUGUAGCCGCUUCUCCCUGAAGACAGGCAAGUUUGAGCAGGAAUCCAAGAUCAUGUUUGUAAUCAAUGCGGUCUACGCAAUGGCGCACGCCCUGCACAACAUGUACCAAGCGCUGUGCCCCAACGCCACCAAGCUCUGCGACCCCAUGAAGCCUGUGAACGGCAAGCGGUUCUACAAGGAAUUCAUGCUCAAUGUGACAUUUGAUGCUCCCUUUCGACCAUCAUUAGACACCAAAAGCACAGUUCGAUUUGACCACUGUGGGGAUGGGAUUGGCCGCUAUAAUAUAUUCAACUACCACAGAGCCAACGGGAGGUAUCGCUAUCAGAAAGUGGGCUUUUGGGCAGAAGGACUCAUCCUGAACACAAGCCUCAUCCCCUGGGUGAAGACCUCCAUCCCUGUUUCCCAGUGCAGUGAUCCCUGCAAGAAGAAUGAAAUGAAGAGCAUGCAGCCAGGAGACAUGUGCUGUUGGAUAUGCAUCCCGUGCCAGCCUUACGAAUAUCUGCUGGAUGAAUUCACUUGCAGCGAUUGUGGACUUGGCUACUGGCCCAACGCGAUGCUGAACGCAUGCUAUGAGCUACCCCAAGAGUACAUUCGCUGGAAGGACGUCUGGGCUAUUGGACCAGUCAGCAUUUCCUGCCUUGGUUUCAUCUCCACCCUGUUUGUUUUUGGCGUCUUCGUGAAGAACAACGACACUCCCAUCGUCAAGGCCUCCGGACGCGAACUGUGCUACAUCCUGCUCACCGGGGUUUUGAUGUGCUACAGCAUGACGUUCAUAUUCAUCGCCAAGCCCUCUACGGCGGUCUGCACCCUGCGGCGGCUGGGGCUGGGGACCUCCUUCGCCGUCUGCUACUCGGCCCUCUUGACCAAGACCAACCGCAUCGCUCGGAUCUUCAGCGGGGUGAAGGAGGGCGUGCAGCGCCCAAGGUUCAUUAGCCCCACCUCCCAAGUGGUCAUCUGCAUGGCUCUGAUUUCUUGCCAGCUCAUUAUCAUCGUCAUCUGGCUCCUGGUGGAGACUCCUGGCACGCGGAAGGAGACUGAGCCCGACAAAAGGUACAUUGUCAUUCUCAAGUGCAACAACCAAGACUCCAGUAUGCUCAUUUCACUCACCUACAAUGUGCUCUUGAUAGUCUUGUGUACAGUCUAUGCCUUCAAGACCAGGAAAUGCCCUGAGAAUUUCAAUGAGGCCAAGUUCAUUGGGUUCACCAUGUAUACCACGUGCAUCAUCUGGCUGGCCUUCCUGCCCAUCUUCUACGUCACCUCUAGCGAUUACAGGGUCCAGACCACCACCAUGUGUAUCUCUGUUAGCCUCAGUGGCACAGUGGUCCUUGGUUGCCUCUUUACUCCCAAGUUACAUAUCAUCCUCUUCCAGCCCCAGAAGAAUGUCGCCAGCCAUCGUGUUUCCACCAACCGUUUUAGUGUGACCGCUGCAAGCUCCAGCCACUCACAUGGGUCAUCUUCUCAAUUUGUGCCAACAGUGUGUAAUGGCCGUGAAGUGGUGGACUCCACAACAUCAUCCUUGUGA